Molecule: messenger RNA, 291 nt
Organism: Leptosia nina
Lineage: Eukaryota; Metazoa; Arthropoda; Insecta; Lepidoptera; Pieridae
Source: the annotation of a GenBank genome assembly
AUGCAGAACAAGAACAUCACUAGUUCAAUAGCGGAGGAGGACUUCAGAGUAAAGGAGAAAUAUCGGAGGAGGGCAAGGAACUCGCAUGAGGAACAUGUCGUACUCCAGGUGUCCCCCAAGCUCUGGAGCGCUCUUACGACAGCUGGGAAAAUACAUGUAGAUCUGCAAAAAGUAUACGUGGAAGAUCAAUCCCCCCUAGUACAAUGCACUAGAUGUCUCGGAUUCGGACAUGGAAGGAGGAACUGCGAGAGCAAGGAAUCCGAGAUAUGUAUUGUGGAGGGAAUCACUUAA